AGCUAAGCAGGCUGGGGUUGUCCUUGCACAUAGCUGAAACAACCUUAUUCUUGUACCCAAACAGUUGUCCAAACCUUUCUAGUGAGCUGUGGGAGUAAAAGUAAACCUCGUAAGUGUUUGAGACUUUGAGAGACACGUCUCAAAAAGACUGUAUUUUUGUGCUGUGCUUAUUUUUCCCGAACGGCAAUGGAGAUUUCUCGAAAGAAGCAGGUGUACCUCUUCUACUGUGACGAGUGCGAAGAAUUAGCCCGAAAGGUUGCCUCUCAGUCAGACUUCAUCAAUCUCCAGACUAUCAAAUGGAGGAGUUUUGAUGAUGGAUUUCCAAACAUUUUUAUAAACAACGCACAAGUUCUCAGAGGUGAACAUGUUGCUUUUCUGGCAUCCUUCAGCUCCCAAGGAGUUAUCUUUGAACAGCUUUCCGUAAUAUAUGCACUGCCGCGACUUUUUGUGGCUUCCUUUACUUUAGUAUUACCUUUCUUUCCAACUGGUUCUUUUGAGCGAAUGGAAGAAGAAGGGGAUGUAGCCACUGCAUUUACCCUUGCUAGGAUGUUGUCAAAUAUUCCCAUCUCAAGAGGAGGCCCAACUAGUUUGGUCAUUUACGAUAUACACGCUUUGCAGGAAAGGUUUUACUUUGGAGACCAUGUUUUGCCUGUGUUUGAGACUGGCAUUCCUCUCUUAAAGGAACGUCUGCACCAGCUUUCUGACUCCGAUAAGAUAGUUGUUGCAUUUCCUGACGAUGGUGCUUGGAAGCGAUUUCACAAGCAAUUAGAUCACUUCCCCAUGGUGGUAUGUGCUAAGGUUCGUGAAGGGGACAAGAGGAUAGUCCGGAUCAAGGAGGGAAACCCUUCUGGUUGUCAUGUAGUAAUUGUUGAUGAUUUGGUUCAAUCAGGAGGCACCCUCAUUGAGUGCCAGAAAGUCUUGGCAGCUCAUGGUGCCGCCAAGGUCAGUGCAUACGUUACACAUGGUGUCUUUCCCAAGCGUUCAUGGGAGCGGUUCACACACAAAGACAACUGCUCGGAGAAGGCCUUCGCUUACUUUUGGAUCACAGAUUCUUGCCCACUAACAGUCAAAGCCAUAGCUAACAAGGCUCCUUUUGAGGUUAUAAGUCUUGCCGGAUCAAUUGCUGAUGCUCUGCAAAUUUAGAUAAUACAUUUGCAGGAUUCCAGUAUAACAGUGGGAAAGCAUGAGUUGAUUUAGGACUGGCUGUGGCUGUUGUUUUACUAGGAAAAUAAUGUAAUUUAGGCAUAUUUCAUGCUUCAUGGUUCAAAAUUUCCUUAUGAGACCGCUCUUUGUCUUUGUUUUUCGUUUUAUGCCAAAUCUUUUGCUUAAAAGCAUCUAUAAAUGAUAUGCUAAAUUCACUUCAUAACUGUCCCUUUUGACAUCAAAAGGAAUGAAAGGUUACAUUAUAGUGAUUUUCGAGUU
Molecule: messenger RNA, 1422 nt
Organism: Humulus lupulus (European hop)
Lineage: Eukaryota; Viridiplantae; Streptophyta; Magnoliopsida; Rosales; Cannabaceae
Product: ribose-phosphate pyrophosphokinase 4
Exons: 7
Coding region: 187-1143 (318 amino acids)
Biological process (GO): purine nucleotide biosynthetic process; 5-phosphoribose 1-diphosphate biosynthetic process
Cellular component (GO): ribose phosphate diphosphokinase complex; cytoplasm
Molecular function (GO): ribose phosphate diphosphokinase activity; magnesium ion binding
Source: RefSeq, a predicted model, not a curated record